ACCCUAACACAAAACCCACACCUUCCGCCGCCUCUCUCUCUUUCUCGGGAGCCCUCAAAAAAAGACGGCGGCUUCCCAUCCCCCCAUGGCUUCGCACAUCGACUUCCGCUACCUCGACGAGGGCCUCGGCGGCGCGCGCGGCAAGCGCAAGCGCCGGGAGGAGGAGGAUGAGGCGGCCGCCGCCGAGUCCAUGGACGUCGACGCCGAAGCCCCCCGGCCCUCCAAGCUCCGCGCCGUCCCCUCCCUCUCCGACCCCUCCAAGCCGGCCGGCUUCGGGCAGCCCACCUACGACGGCGUCAUCGCCGGGCGCGUCUCGGGGCGGAACUGGAAGGAGCCCCGCACGCGCCGCUCGUCCGCGCUCAUGGUCUCCCGGAAGCCCGUCCCGCUCGAGCAGCGCGUGCGCGGCAAGUCCCUCAAGAAGGCCUACCAGGCGCGCAAGGCGGAGCUCAAGGAGGAGAUCCGCCGGAACAAGGCCGCCAAGCGCACCAGGCGCCAGGAGCGGGAGAAGCUCAAGAAGGAGAACGUCCUGCGCACGGGAUCCAAGCUGCAGAAGGUGACCAACCCCAAGACCAUCCAGAAGAUCGCCAAGUCCAAGAAGCGCCACCAGCUCAAGGUCGUCUCCGAUGAGAUCUUCGGCAAGAAGAAGUCGGAGGACGCCCGCCGUAUGCAGGUGCCUGGCUUGGAGAACUGAGUAGCCACCUAUCCCUUUUCCUUUUUUCUCGCAUUGUGUCAUGUCGAAUUUUGUACUACUGCUGCUUUUCUUUCUGUUGCCGUGAGCUCUGCUCUUAUGACCAAUCGAACGCUUACAAUGAGUGGAAAUUUUGGCAGCAGUAGCUCUCUUUAACAAGGGUAAGUCAAAAAAAGCUUGUCGACUGAA
This is a messenger RNA of Lolium perenne, 877 nucleotides long. RefSeq lists its product as uncharacterized. Lineage: Eukaryota; Viridiplantae; Streptophyta; Magnoliopsida; Poales; Poaceae. Gene Ontology annotation, cellular component: nucleolus. The record is from RefSeq and is a predicted model, not a curated record.